This is a messenger RNA of Hordeum vulgare subsp. vulgare (domesticated barley), 675 nucleotides long. Its product is annotated as classical arabinogalactan protein 9-like. The transcript has a single exon. Lineage: Eukaryota; Viridiplantae; Streptophyta; Magnoliopsida; Poales; Poaceae. The record is from RefSeq and is a predicted model, not a curated record. The coding region runs from base 135 to 494 and encodes 119 amino acids.
GUUCCAACUCACAACUCGCAGCACAGCACACCUCUCCCUCCCACAGCUUCUGUAUACAGAGCAAGAGCUUUCACUACGUCCUCUUCUGCUAAGCUCAGCCAGCUUUCCCUCCGUCCACCACCACCACUACUCCAAUGGCUCGCUACGCCGUGGUCGCCGCCAUCGUCGCCGUCCUGGCCAUCACCGCCGCCGCGCAGGGCCCCACGCCGGCGCCCAAGAUGGCCCCGCUGCCGGCGCCUCCGACGAGGUCCCCCCCGGUCGCCACGCCGCCGACUGCAUCGGCGCCGUCCCCGAUGGCCUCUCCCCCGGCUCCGCCCACCGACGCCCCCGUCGGCGCUCCUUCCGCGAUGACGCCUUCCUCGGUCUCCGGCACCCCCAUGGGCGCACCUGCCGGCGCACCAACCGGCACCACCCCCGCCAGCUCCGCCGUCUACACCUCCUCCGUCAGCUUCGUCGCCGUCGCCGGUGCCGUCGCCGCCGCCGUCCUGUUCUAGAUGCAGCGGCCCUCGCUCGACCGCCGCGGGAGUGCCACUCUGUUUUAUUGCUAGUUCUGUUGUUUAUACAACGAGAUUCAUUUUCUAGAGGCUGCGGAGAGUGACAUGACACUGCCAUGUUAUCUUGUUACAUACUGUGCGCUCGAGAUCAUUAUUAAUGGAAUUCUUUCAUUUGUUACAA